Molecule: messenger RNA, 9760 nt
Organism: Caenorhabditis angaria
Lineage: Eukaryota; Metazoa; Nematoda; Chromadorea; Rhabditida; Rhabditidae
Source: the annotation of a GenBank genome assembly
AUGAGGAAUUUUCUGGUAUUUUUAGUAUUUUUGCUGAAAUUCGGCGAAACUUGUCAUCCACAAUUCGAAAAAGAAUUGCGAUAUUUGGAUGCGUAUUUGGGAAUUCGACCCGAUAAUCGGGGAGAAUUAAUUGAAGCUGGUAAGUUUUUAGAAAAUUUGAUAAUUCACUGAAAAUUUCGGCAAUUUUCAUAGAAAAAUGCAGUUUCUCUUUGAAAAAUUUCAGUUUUCCAAAAAAAUAAGCAGUCCCAAAAAAUAAGCAGUCCCAAAAAAUAAGCAGUCCCAAAAAGAUAAGCAGUCCCAAAUUUCUCUGCUUCUCUGCGUCUCGUUGGUUAGCACGCAGAGAGAUAAAUAAGCAGUCCCAAAAAGUUAAGCAGUCCCAAAAAAUAAGCAGUCCCAAAAAUAAGCAGUCCCAAAUUUUUCUGCUUCUCUGCGUCUCUCGUUGGUUAGCAUGCAGAGAGAUAAAUAAGCAGUCCCAAAAAGAUAAGCAGUCCCAAAAAAUAAGCAGUCCCAAAAAAUAAGCAGUCCCAAAAAGUUAAGCAGUCCCAAAAAAAUAAGCAGUCCCAAAAAUAAGCAGUCCCAAAAAGUUAAGCAGUCCCAAAUUUUUCUGCUUCUCUGCGUCUCUCGUUGGUUAGCAUGCAGAGAGAUAAAUAAGCAGUCCCAAAAAGAUAAGCAGUCCCAAAAAUAAGCAGUCCCAAAAAAUAAGCAGUCCCAAAAAAUAAGCAGUCCCAAAUUUUUCUGCUUCUCUGCGUCUCUCGUUGGUUAGCAUGCAGUCCCAAAAAGUUAAGCAGUCCCAAAAAUAAGCAGUCCCAAAAAGUUAAGCAGUCCCAAAAAGUUAAGCAGUCCCAAAAAGUUAAGCAGUCCCAAAAAAUAAGCAGCCCCAAAAAGUUAAGCAGUCCCAAAUUUUUCUGCUUCUCUGCGUCUCUCGUUGGUUAGCAUGCAGAGAGAUAAAUAAGCAGUCCCAAAAAGAUGAGCAGUCCCAAAAAAUAAGCAGCCCCAAAAAGUUAAGCAGUCCCAAAAAGUUAAGCAGUCCCAAAAAAUAAGCAGUCCCAAAAAUAAGCAGGCACAAAAAUUGCAUUUUUCAAAUGAAAAUUGGCAUUUCUCCCCCCAAAAAAAAUAAAAAGAAAACAACGAUACUCCGCGCUGACACCACGUUUGCGUGCGUCUUUUUUUGAAAAAUUCACAUCAUUCUCAGGGAAACGAAUGCUCCGGAGCGCGCCCUGAUUUCGGCCCCCGGAGCGCGCUCCGGAGCAAAUCCAAAUUAUUUGGGGCGCAAAUUGGGGUCAAAUUUUGGGCGAAUUGGGGCAAAACUGAGUUUUUUUCGAAAACGAAAUCGGGGCAACAUUUGGAGCGCUGAUGUUUUGCCCCAGUUGCUCUCACUAUUCCUCGAACUUCUUUCACUUUGUGCUUCCCAUUGAAUUGAACCUGAAUAAUUUUACCACUGCGCUAACCUGCAUACCCUGGGCGAUGUCUCAAAUUGCAUAGAUAAAUUCGCAUGUGAAAAAUGCGCGAGUGUGCGAUAGGAACUCAAUUCUUUCAGAAGUUUUUCAUGCAGUAUUUUGAGGGGAUAGUUACUAAUACUAAAUAUACACUUUUAACCUUCCACAGAGUUUUUAAUUUACAAGAAAAAGUGAAUUUUACUUUGUGAAACUCAGAAUCGGAAAUCGCCAUUUGGUUGAAUUCCUGCACUAUUUCUUUCCAAAAUGUUCGAAUAGUUUCCGAAAUAUCAGGAAUCAGCUUGAAAAAAUAGGGUUUUUUAUAUUGUUUCGCGGUUAAAGUAGUUCUGAUUACUUUUUUUUCUUUUCGAUGAACUUCAGUCAUUCGAUGAACUUCAUUGAACUUCAGUCAGAUUCGAUGAACUUCAGUCAGAAGAGGUUACUGUACCAACGGUAAAUUGCAUUUCUCCUUCAUUUUCCCAAAGAGUUUUAAAGGAUUGGAGUUUAAAAAUGGGGCAUUUUCGAUUUUUGAACCUGAAAUUGGAGCCCGCUCCGGUGCAGUUUUUUCUUGGGGACGAUAUUUUCAGUUUGCCCUAAUUCGCCCCUAUUUUUGCCCGGAUUAUUGUAUAAUUGGGGCCGAAAUGGGGCGGAUUCGAUUCAUGCCCCUGGCAUUUGGGGCUCGCUCCGGAGCAUUCGUUUCCCUGAGUUCUUGCAGAACCGGUGAAUUUUGCCACGUAUAUCGAAUCGCCGGAUGAGCUGAAUUGCGAUUUUGAAUCGGAGCAGUGCUCGUGGAGAAAUGCACCAACUGAUGAUUUAUUGGAUACAAGUGAUUGGUGGUAUUUUCAGGUAUUUUUUAGUUGUCAAAAAAGUAUUUUUUUCUAAUAUUUUAAAUUUUUCCCACAGAAAACCGACGAUAAAUCAUUGCCAGUUCAAAUCCAACCAGGAAACCCGAAAAUCCCAAAAGGCGAACAUUUUCUAAUUGCUGGAAAUACCACGCAAACUGCUCAAGGUGCUGUGAUAACCAGUGCUCCAAUUGCGUGUCAAAAAGGAUUUUCAAACUUCACUUUCAAUUAUUGGCUUUAUAAUCAUGCACAAAUUGAAGUGAUCAUUUUGCGAGCAAUGAAUCGAAGAAGACAUUUACAAGUUUUGAUGAGACCAAAAAUGAAAUGUGAUUUUUUGGGCGGUUCGAAAGCUGCUGAGGAAUGUCGAGUGGAAAUUCCACCGAUUAAAGGAGCCUUUUCGAAUUGCGAUUCGAGCUUUUGAUUUGAAAGAUAAUACUGUUGGAAGUUUUGCAAUGAUUGAUCAUAUUCGAUAUUUUGGAAAUAUUUGUCAGCAAAGUCGUAAGUUUUUCGGAGAGAAAUAGAAAAUUCACCAAAAAAUUGAAAUUUCCAGCCUUUCCCUCAUAUUUUUCCUCACUAAUCGUUCCGCCAUUCGAAGAAACAGCGCUCGAAAAAAUGUCGGAUUUGAGUUGCGAACGUCCACUUCGAAGUUGUCGCUGGGAAAAUCAGGGAAAAUCGCGACUUUCCGAAUGGCGAGUUGGUCGAACUGUCGACAGAUGGGCCGAUAUUUUUGAGACUUCGGCUAAUCAAUCGCAUCCCAAUUCGUCUUUUCUGUUUUUGGCGGUUGAUGUUUUCUCACCUCGGCCUUAUUCAACACUUUCUAGUCAGGUUAUUCCAUGUUCACAAAGGACGACGACUAUUUCGAUGAGGUAGGGUUAUUUAUUUAGAAAAUGAGUAGACACAAAAAUAAGCAGUCCCAAAAAAUAAGGGCUCUGUUCGGAAAUAAAUGGUUUUAGAGAAAAUAAAGGGUUUUUCAGAAAAUAAAGGGUUUUAUUGGGAAGUUCUUUUUACUUUUUCGGGCUCUUAAAACCAUUUUUUCUUGAAAAACCCUUUAUUUUCUGUAAAACCCUUUAUUUUCGGAAAAACCCUUUAUUUUCUGAAAAACCCUUUAUUUUCUCUAAAACUCUUUAUUUUCGGAAAACCCUUUAUUUCCGAACAGAGCCAAAAUAAGCAGUCCCAAAAAAUAAGCAGUCCCGAAAAAUAAGCAGACACAAAAAUAAGCAGACACAAAAAUAAGCAGUCCCAAAUUUCUCCGCUUCUCUGCGUCUCUCGUUGAUUAGCAUGCAGAGAGAUAAAUAAGCAGUCCCAGAGAAGUAAAUAAGCAGUCCCAAAAUGUUAAGCAGUCCCAAAAAGUUAAGCAGUCCCAAAAAUAAGCAGCCCCAAAAAGUUAAGCAGUCCCAAAAAAUCUAAAUAUUUUUGCAGAUAUUGGAUGAAAACCGGAACUCAAGCAGAAAUUUGUGCAAUCGAUGAAGAUGGAAUUGCUCUAAGUUGCGCAUAUUUGGAACCAAAUGAUCAACCUGGUCCAAUUUCAAUCGAUCUCGAUUCAUAUUCAAAACCUUUCCGCUUCACAAUCGCCAUCAUUGCCUUCGAUGAAAAUUCGAUCGGUCUAAUCGCAAUUUCCGAAUUAAAAGUCAGCGGAUUGUUAUGUUCCGAACCAGCUCCACCAAUUCUCACCACCAUCAAUCCACCAACAAUUCAUCAAAUAUUCGGCCUUCAACCCGGUGCUGGCCGAUAUGUUCCAUAUGAUUUAUCAUUGGAUUGUGAUUUCAGUAAGGAUUAUUGUAGUCAAUGGGUGAAUUAUGAUGGAAUUGUUAAAUAUGGAGUUAUGCCAAGAGAUUCGAAUUUGUUCCCGAUUCCUCGCAAUUUUCCAGCAAAGGGAAAUGUUGCUCUUUUUUUAUUGCAAAAUGUUACAAUGAGUGUUUUGAAAAGUCGACAAGUUACGUGUUCUUAUAAUGGACAAAUUGAUGUGACUUAUAUGAAGUGAGUUUGGUUUUUUUGCUAUGUUUUGUGUGUGUGUGUGUCUGCUUAUUUAUCUCUCUGCAUGCUAAUCAACGAGAGAGGCAGAGAAUCAGAGAAAUUUGGGACUGCUUAACUUUUUGGGACUGCUUAACUUUGUGUCUGCUUAUUUUUUGGGACUGCUUAUUUUUGUGUCUGCUUAUUUUUGGGACUGCUUAUUUAUCUCUCUGCAUGCCAAUAAACGAGAGACGCAGAGAAGCAGAGAAAUUUGGGACUGCUUAACUUUUUGUGUCUGCUUAUUUUUUGGACUGCUUAUUUAUCUCUCUGCAUGCUAAUCAACGAGAGACGCAGAGAAACAGAGACAUUUGGGACUGCUUAACUUUUUGUGUCUGCUUAUUUUUUGGACUGCUUAUUUUUGUGUCUGCGUGUUUCUGUGUUGGGCUGGCAGAACCAGGGUUCGACCCCACCCCAACUUGUUUUAAAAUUGUUUUUUUCAGAUCUGAAGAUGCUCAAAUCCGCAUCUGCGCUCUUGAUCAAUGUGUCGAUGGUGCAACAUCAGAUGGUAUAGUUUCAAUCGGCGUCAGUUCAACCGUCCCAUUCCACGUCACCAUCGAAGCGUCUUCUCGUGCAAACGCAGUGGUCAUCGUAAAAUCCAUCAAAACAUCCGGCGAAUUCUGUCCCCUCAAAACCGCGGAACAAACAGUCUGCGAUCAAUUAGCCUGUAAUUUCAAAGACUCACUUUGUCAAUACGAAUCAGCAAUCGAAAAAGCGGGCGAUCUUCCAGUUCAAAUCACACCAAAUGGUGCAACCGUAACACUUUCUGGUGGUGGAAUUCGCUCAGUCAUUCACAGCCCCCUAUUCGAUCUUGCCUACCCAUCAAUCCUCAUGAUCACAAUAUCCCAAUCAACGUUCGGCUCACGUGUUCUCCUUUGCCCAGAAGCCACAACUGAUCCCACAUUUUGUCAUGAAUUAUCUGGACCGCGAGUUUUGGACACGUCCCCGAAAAAAGUGAUGUUUCCAUUGGAUAUUGGUGCAAGAUCUUUUUCACUGGUUAUGUUACACGAUAAAUCGAUUGAAUUUGGUGCCGCCCAUUUUACAAUUCAUGAAAUUGAAAUUCGUACGGUUAAUGAUGAACAGAUAUGUUAUUAAAUAAGUAAUAUUUCUAUUUUUGUUGAAUUUUCAAAUAAAUUAUUUAUUAUUUUUUGAUUUUUAUUCGUUUGAAGGCGGUUAAGCAGUAUUUCACGAAAUAAAAAAGUGUUUUUUUUUAAUUUCGUGAAUUAUUGAUUCCACAUACUUGAGAAGUCCUAUUUCAAUGUUUUAAAAGCUUAAAAGUGCAUUUUAUCAGCUUUCCUGGGUCAAAAAUGAUAUUUUUGCUCAAUUUUUUUAAAAAGAGCUCCAGCUCCUUUCAUUCUCAACCAUAUUUCAUCAAACAACUUGGAAUAGCCUUCAAUUUUCCUUCCUCUGUCUUCUCCAUAUUCGAUUUACUUACAAAAAUUCAAAUUUCCAGCAUUUUUCAGCAAAAAACAAGCGCAAAAAAAGAUGAGAGAGUGCGGUUUGCUGAAGAGACGGAUGAGAGAGAGAGAGAAGAAGAGAGAGUGUGUGGAGUGUGGAGAGUGCUGACGCAAUAGGGGAUCUUCUUCCAUUUUCAAUGUUUUGUGAUUAUUUUUGCGUGAACUUAUUGAAUUUUUAAGUAACAUUUUCUAUAGAAAAUUAAAAUUGUUUUUCAAAUUGCCACGUCAAAGUUCACGUUUUCAUCAUAUAAUUGUUCAUUUUUCAGAAAAUCGAUGUUGAUAAUCGGAAAAAAAUGAUGAAAAAGAUGUUUUUGUUCUCGAUUUUCAAGGAAUUCAACAUGUUAUUAAUUUCGAUAUGCUAGAAGAUAUUAUGAAAAUUAUGAAGAAACGGAUUGCCAACUAUAUUUAUAAACAAAAAAGGCUGAAAUUUCCGGAUUUCUUGAAAGAUUUGGCUGAAGAAGAAGGACAAGCACCUUCAGGAACAAAUGGAGAAAAAGGAUGUUUUGGAUUAGGUUUGGCUGGAAUCGCUAAUAAGGUUUGUCAUUUGGAAAUUUUGAAAGAUGUUGAAAAAUAAGCAGUCACAAAAAAUAAGCAGUCCCAAAAAUAAGCAGUCCCAAAAAUAAGCAGACCCAAAAAGUUAAGCAGUCCCAAAAAAUAAGCAGUCCCAAAAUAAUAAGCAGUCCCAAAAUAAUAAGCAGUCCCAAAAAUAAGCAGUCCCAAAAAUAUAAGCAGACACAAAAAAUAAGCAGACACAAAAAUAUUGAAAUUUUUUUUCGCAGUGUUUUCGCUCUUCGAAAAAAUUCAAAACAUUAGAAUUAGUCAUUUCUCAUUAAAAUAAUUGCUUCAAUUCCUAAUUUUCCCAUUGUUUAUGAGUAGUAAGUGUGCCCCAAACUUUGUCUAACCAACCAGAUGUGUCAAAAAAAAAAGUUGUAUUAUAUUAUUAUUCUUUCGGACAGCUGCCCAAUUUAUCAAAACUAAACAUUUUUCGCGGCCCAUUUUUAUUACAAAAAAUGGCUGCAAUCUGACAGAGUUUUUCAUAAUUGGCUUUUAGAACGCUGUGCAAAACAUUUCUUCAUAUUUUUAUUUUUUACAAUGCGAAAACUUAUAUUUUCUCUAUUUAUUUUUGGAUCUCUAUUCUAUUUCGGUGGAUUUUUCAAUCAAAAUUACCCCAAAAAAGUUGCGAUAACUCGAAAAAUCGAAAAAAUCCCUAUCAAAUUCUAUAAAACUUGCUACAUCGACCAGAAAAUCGGGAAGAUUCGACUAUUCUCAAUGAAUCCAUGUGUUCACAAAUCGUUUCAUUUCAAUGCAAAAUUAACCAGGAAAAAUGGGAGUUUUGUGGAGGAUUUGAAGUUUUUUGGAAGACCGACUGAAGGAGAAUGCCCUUGGCAUUGGGCCAAAAAUUGUUUUUAUAAUUCGUAUAUUUUUGAGGCGGAUAUUAUCAAUGAAAUUCGGGAGAUUCCAGAGAAAUUGGAGCUGUUUUUGGAAGAACCUGGAAGGAUUUUGAGAUUUUCAGCAGAGAAUAUUAGAAUUGUUGAAAUUGAGAAGAAAGAUGGGUUGACGAUUUGUGUACAACCGGUUUAUUUUUAUUCGGAAUUGCACAAUGUGUUGCUUUUUAUUGAGGUGAGUUUCGGAAUUUCAAGCGCGCUAACUUAUUUUUGGGACUGCUUAUUUAUCUCUCUGCCUGCUAAUCAACGAGAGACGCAGAGAAGCAGAGAAAUUUGGGACUGCUUAUUUUGGGACUGCUUAUUUAUCUCUCUGCAUGCUAAUCAACGAGAGACGCAGAGAAGCAGAGAAAUUUGGGACUGCUUAUUUUUUGGGACUGCUUAUUUUUUUGGGACUGCUUAACUUUUUGUGUCUGCUUAUUUUUUGUGUCUGCUUAUAUUUUUUGGGACUGCUUAUUUUUUGGGACUGCUUAUAUUUUUUGGGACUGCUUAUUUGUCUCUCUGCAUGCUAAUCAACGAGAGACGCAGAGAAGCAGAGUAAUUCGGGACUGCUUAUUUUUUGUGUCUGCCUUUUUUUUGGGACUGCUUUACUUUUUGGGACUGCUUAACUUUUUGGGACUGCUUAUUUUUUGGGACUGCUUAUUUUUUGGGACUGCUUAUUUUUUGGUACUGCUUAUUUUUUGGGACUGCUUAUUUUUGGGUCUGCUUAUUUUUUGGGACUGCUUAUAUUUUUUGGGACUGCUUAUUUGUCUCUCUGCAUGCUAAUCAACGAGAGACGCAGAGAAGCAGAGUAAUUCGGGACUGCUUAUUUUUUGUGUCUGCCUUUUUUUGGGACUGCUUAACUUUUUGGGACUGCUUAACUUUUUGGGACUGCUUAUUUUUUGGGACUGCUUAUUUUUUGGGACUGCUUAUUUUUUGGUACUGCUUAUUUUUUGGGACUGCUUAUUUUUGGGUCUGCUUAUUUUUUGGGACUGCUUAUAUUUUUUGGGACUGCUUAUUUGUCUCUCUGCAUGCUAAUCAACGAGAGACGCAGAGAAGCAGAGUAAUUCGGGACUGCUUAUUUUUUGUGUCUGCCUUUUUUUGGGACUGCUUAACUUUUUGGGACUGCUUAACUUUUUGGGACUGCUUAUUUUUUGGGACUGCUUAUUUUUUGGGACUGCUUAUUUUUUGGGACUGCUUAUUUUUUGGGACUGCUUAUUUUUGGGUCUGCUUAUUUUUUGGGACUGCUUAUAUUUUUUGGGACUGCUUAUUUUUUGGGACUGCUUAUUUGUCUCUCUGCAUGCUAAUCAACGAGAGACGCAGAGAAGCAGAGUAAUUCGGGACUGCUUAUUUUUUGUGUCUGCCUUUUUUUUGGGACUGCUUAACUUUUUGGGACUGCUUAACUUUUUGGGACUGCUUAUUUUUGUGUCUGCUUAUUUUUUUGGGACUGCUUAUUUUGUGUUUUGUGUCUGCAUAGAAAAUUAGUUUUUCUGGCAGACCCAGGGUUCGACCCUCACCCGCCGCAAUUUUUUUUUGUUUUUAAAUUCUAAAUUUUCAGGCUUGGCGAGCCCAAGGUGCUUCAAAAUUCAUUAUCUACUAUCACUCGGCAACGAAACCCGUUCGAAAAUUGCUGAAAUUCUACGAGAACCUUCAAAUCCUCCGAAUCAUCCCAUGGCCAAAAUUCGGCGAACUUUCCUCGCCAAAAAAUCGCCACCGAUUUCCAAGCCCCGAUUCUUCAUCCUAUCGAAGCGGUCAUACUUUAUCGCAAAAUUUGUGUGUUUUGGAAAUCGACACGAAAUUCGGCGCAAUUUCGGAUUUCGAUGAAAUUCUCGUGGCUCCGCGGAGCAAAAAUCAAACAACUCUGGAAUUUAUUGAAAAUGAGUUCAGUGCUCCUUCAAAUUUCAUCGGAGCCCUCAGUUUUCCCCAUUUCUUCGUCAAAUUCUACCCGAAAAUCGAGACUUUGGAUUUUCACGGUGUUUUGAGGCCGGUGUUUAUGCGGAAAAAGGGACCACCCAAAUUGAUUUUCAAAGUGGCGGAGGUGGAUGUUUUGUGCACACAUUCGAUUCAGAAAUUUGUUGGUGGAAGGAAAAUUGUGACCAAAAAUGUGGUAAGCCUAAGCCUAAAAAAAUAACCUUAGCUAAGCCUAAGCCUAAAACCUUAGCUAAGCCUAAUUUUUAGCUAAGCCUAAGCCUAAAAAAAAUAACCUUAGCUAAGCCUAAAAAUUUUCCAGAACUCUGCGGCUCUUCUUCAUUUUCGCCAAAACGCCUACACCGAACCAAAUUCGCCCGAAAUCUCCCUAAACUUUUCAAUCUUCAAAUCGCCCCAAAAAAUCGAUAAAUUACACCAAAUUAUACGCCACGUGUUCCCCAAAAAUCCACCAAUUUUCAACCCGAAAAUCAUACGAGAAGUCAAAAAAUGUGUGCAGGAUUUGGUGUAAGUUACAUCAAAUUUGAAAAAAAAAAUUUCUGAACUGAAAAAAAUGUGAUUUUUUUAGGGAUCUGCAAGUUUGUCGAAGUACGGUAUGGUUUUGUGAGCAAAAAAUGCGAAAUUUUGGCGAUUUUUGGAGUUUUGUUGAUGGGAAUUUGCAAGUUUUUGUUUAG